Messenger RNA from Microcebus murinus (gray mouse lemur), 930 nucleotides. Its product is annotated as olfactory receptor 4B1. The record is from RefSeq and is a predicted model, not a curated record. Lineage: Eukaryota; Metazoa; Chordata; Mammalia; Primates; Cheirogaleidae. Gene Ontology annotation, cellular component: membrane. Gene Ontology annotation, molecular function: olfactory receptor activity; G protein-coupled receptor activity. Gene Ontology annotation, biological process: G protein-coupled receptor signaling pathway.
AUGGCCGGUGUAAAUAACGUGACAGAGUUAAUUUUCACUGGCCUUUUCCAGGAUCCGGAGGUGCAGAGAGUGUGCUUUGCAGUGUUUCUUCCUGUAUACCUGGCCACGGUGGUGGGCAACAGCCUCAUUGUUUUGACGGUUAACGUUAGUAAAAGUCUGCAGUCCCCCAUGUACUUCUUCCUUAGCUACCUGUCCUUGGUGGAGAUCAGUUACUCCUCCACUGUUGUCCCUAAAUUCAUCACAGACUUACUUGCCGAGAUUAAAAUCAUCUCCUUGGAGGGCUGCCUGGCUCAGAUAUUCUUCUUCCACUUCUUUGGGGUUACUGAGAUCCUUUUGCUUGUGGUGAUGGCCUAUGACCGCUAUGUGGCCAUCUGCAAGCCUCUUCAUUACAUGAAUAUUAUGAGUCGUCAACUGUGUCACCUUCUGGUGGCUGGUUCCUGGCUGGGAGGCUUUUUUCACUCCAUAGUUCAGAUUCUUGUCACCAUCCAAUUGCCCUUCUGUGGUCCCAACGUGAUUGACCACUACUUCUGUGACCUCCUGCCAUUAUUCAAGCUUGCGUGCACUGACACUUUUGUGGAAGGGAUGACUGUGUUGGCCAACAGUGGCUUAAUUCCUGUGUGCUCCCUCUUCAUCCUGGUGUCCUCCUAUGUCAUCAUCCUGGUGAACUUGAGGAAACAUUCUGCAGAAGGGAGGCGCAAAGCCCUCUCCACCUGUGCCUCUCACAUUACAGUGGUCAUCUUGUUUUUUGGACCUGCCAUCUUCCUGUACAUGCAACCCUCCUCCACUUUCACAGAAGACAAACUGGUGGCUGUGUUCUACACAGUCAUCACCCCCAUGCUGAACCCCAUCAUCUACACGCUCAGAAAUGCAGAGGUGAAAAUCGCCAUGAGGAGAUUGUGCAGCAAAAAGGAGAACUUAGGGAUGGCGUGA